Messenger RNA from Saprolegnia parasitica CBS 223.65, 624 nucleotides. RefSeq lists its product as hypothetical. NCBI's taxonomy places the organism in Eukaryota, Oomycota, Saprolegniomycetes, Saprolegniales, Saprolegniaceae. The record is from RefSeq and is a predicted model, not a curated record. Bases 1 to 624 code for a protein of 207 amino acids. The transcript has a single exon.
AUGGCGACGACGACAGAAGACACCCAAGCGCGCGUCGGCCCCGUCGGCGAUGUCAACCGCAGCAUCGAGGCCUUGGAUUGGUCAGCACUCGAGGCGGCGCUCGAGGUGCCGGGCAACGCGGGGUGUCCGCUCUGCUCCAUGACCGAGACUGACUUUGACGUGUACAUCGCGUCGGAGGACCAAGACCUCAAGUCGCGCAACCUGGAGUGGCACGACGGCGUUGUGUACAUUGUCGAUCUCAACAAGGGCGUACACUGCGGCCUUGCUGGCGGCAUCAAUUCCGCGAUCCUCGAGGCGACGGGGACGGGGCGCAAGCAUCUCGUGUCGUGCGGCAGCGCGUACAUUGACACGACCGACGCGCCGAUCACGCUACCGAAGAUCGAGCCGGACUGCAGCUUUUCCCCGACGCACGACAUUGGCGCGAUCAAGCCCGACUGGCUUUCCUGGAAUGGAAACCACACGCUCCAAGUCGAAGUUGGCGUGUACGCCAACUGGGUGACGUUGGACCCGAAAACGGAGCGCUGGUGGGUGUUUUCCGGCGUCCGCUACGUGCUCUGCGUCCACGUCUCGCAUGACUGUGCGGUGCGCGAGUACAAUCCCUUUUCAAUACCACGAUUCCAUUGA